Messenger RNA from Colletotrichum spaethianum, 411 nucleotides. RefSeq names its product glyoxalase domain-containing protein RDO1. Bases 1 to 411 code for a protein of 136 amino acids. NCBI's taxonomy places the organism in Eukaryota, Fungi, Ascomycota, Sordariomycetes, Glomerellales, Glomerellaceae. The record is from RefSeq and is a predicted model, not a curated record. The transcript has a single exon.
AUGACCGCAGCCCGAGCCGUCGUCAAGACGUUGGAUCACCUUGUGCUCACUUGCGCAAGUGUUCCCAAGACCGUUCAGUGGUACACUAAAUACCUCGGCAUGAAGGCGGAAACUUUCACGUCGCCCUUGGACCCAUCGGUACAGAGACAUGCCCUGAAAUUCGGCCCGCACAAGAUCAACCUGCACCAGCAGGGCAAGGAAUUCGAGCCCAAGGCCAAGACCGCGCUACCCGGCACAGCGGAUCUUUGCUUCUUGGUGGAAGACGGGACAAACCUUGAAGAGCUCAUCAAGGGAUUCCAAGGAGACGGGGUCCAGGUCCUCGAAGGCGAGAAGGUGGUCGCACGGACCGGUGCUCGAGGUCCUAUCCAGAGUGUUUAUGUCAGAGAUCCUGAUGGAAACUUGAUUGAGUGA